UGUUAUCAAGUCACGUGACCUUAUUGCUCUACGGCCAUCUUGGUUGUGUGCUUUCGUGUGCAAGCUGGUAAAAUUGGCAAGCUAUUCAACAAACAUUAAAAUGGCAGAUACUCUCAAAUUUGGCCCUGAAUGGCUCCGACAGCUGUCAGGCGGGAACAGUGUUGCAUCUCCCCCGCCCACACCUGGGUUAGGGGGCAAAUUCAAGUUAGCAGAAUACAGAUAUGGGCGAGAGGAGAUGCUCGCCCUCUUCCACAGUAAUUACAAAGCCCCUGAAGACCUUGUUAACUUUCCGCCAGUAUACGUUGAAGAGGCGCAGAAACCACUGGCUCUAAUUUCUCUAACUGAGGAAGAACAGAGGUUGAUGUCUCAGUCUGUGAACAGUACAACAGUGCUCCGGUCUAUGGGUCGAGGGGGGCAGCCAGUCAGAGGGGGCAGAGGAAGUGGAGACCGGGGCAGAGGCAGAGGGAGGGGACGAGGCGAUGGCUUCCCCCCGAGAACUCAACCCUACGACCAAGCAGAGAACGGCGGUGGGUUCGGGAGAUCGCGGGGGCAGAACAAAGAUGGAUGGGAAGAAGUUGGUAAAAAGUAUGACAGAAGCUUCUCCGCUCGUACUGUUGAUGAUGUCCAAGUAGGGGGGAGACACCCUCAGUUCUCUCGAUCGCUGAGCAGUGAAAAUUGGCGAGAGAAAGAAGAGCCCCAUGAAGAUGAUGGAGGAGACUGGCGAAGGGCAGGGCCACAGAAAGAAAGAUGGAGCACACGGACCAACUGGAGAGAACCUAUUGGUAGAGGUGGAUUUGAUGGUGAGCGGAGACAAAAUGGUCCUAUUAAAGACCGAACACUUUCGGAUGCCGAUGUUAAGCACCAGCUGUACAGACGCAGUAGGAGUAGUGAAUCAUGGGACACGGAUGAUUUGCCAGAGUGGAGCGUUCCUGGUGAUGACGACAUGGAAGAGCUGGGAACAUUUGAUGCUAGUGGGGCAUUUGUUACUUCUCAUCCAAAGGGCUUUAGGAAUGGAGAGAGUCCACACCCUGAUGUACCACACACCAGUCAGUCACCAUCACAGCCUAACACAGACUUGCCUCCGCAGGGCAAGGAACCACCCCGAGAACAGAGAAGGGAUAAGAAGAGUCCGCGCUCAACAAGUGCUCCAGAGGUCAAGCAAGAAAGUGCUAGUAACCAUGGCAAUAGCCAGUCUCAGUCUCCAAAGCCAACUGUGAAACCAAGUCAGGAACCCAAGAGAAUAGAUCCCAAAUCUGUGCAGUUUGGAGAUGUGUCACAAAAUAUUAAUGACUCGAACAGUGCUCCUAUUGAACAGAAAUUAAACACUAUGAGUGUGCACCCAGAGAGAGUACCUGGCAAGAAAGUUAAGGGUGGACUGCACACAGCGGACAAUGAUCCCUUGGAUAGAUUAAAGGAAGCUGCCGAGAACAUGGUUGCUGAAAUGACAGCUGAGGAUGAAGAGAACAGGUUACAGAGAGGGCCAAUGGACCCUCGGACUCAAGGUGUUCCCCUGAGUCAUGAAGAGUCCCUCAAGUGGUUUUACAGGGACCCCCAAGGAGAUGUCCAAGGUCCUUUUAAUCCAGAGGAGAUGGCCCAAUGGUUCAGUGCUGGUUACUUUACAAUGAGUCUUCUGGUUAAAAGGGGAUGUGAUGAACGAUUCCAGCAGUUAGGAGAACUGAUAAAGAGGUGGGGCCUUCCAUUCCUAGCUGGCCCAACACCGCCUCCAUUACUGAACAUCCCAGUCUCAGUGUCCAAUACUGAAGCCCCUGUAAAACAGACUCCACCCCCCCAGCAGCCAACGCCCACUCCUCCACCCCCUCAGGACCUGCUUGGAAUCAUACCUCAACAGUUUCUCCUUCAACAGCUCAUGCAGCAGCAGAUGCUCAUGAGGCAGAUGCAGGUACAGAUGAUGACUCAGAUGCGAGAUCAGGAUUCGUUCAAGACGAUGUCUCCACCGCAGCAGCAACAGAUGGUGAUGCAGAUGUUGAUGCAGACACAACCAAUGUUUAUGCAGCAACUUCAGCAGCUACAACAACUACAGCAACAACAACAACAGCAACAACAACAGAACAGGCUGUCCCCACAGCCGCAGGCAGCAGAGGGCACCCCUACUACCUCCCUCCCAGCAUAUCACAUGCCCCAGUCUGGCCCUGCCGUAGAAGGGGAGGGGCAUCCUCCAGGAGGACAAGUUGCUUGGUCUCAGCCCAGCAGUGUGUGGGACCUGGAAACUCCACCUAGUGACAUGUCACCUAACACUAUAAACCAGCAGCAACUGGAAAAACUGCAAGCUCAACAGAAAGCAGAAGAAAUACGCAGGAAACAAGAGGAGGAAGAAGAGAGACGUCGUCAGAUAGAGAUGCAGAGAACUCAGGAAGAGCUGAAGAGACAGCAGGAAGAAAUUGCAAUGGAGAGAGAGAAGAUGAUACGCGAGAAGAAGGAGCUGGAGAGACAGAGGCAGGCUGAACUAAAGCGUAUGGAAGAAAUUCGUCGUCGAGAGGAAGAGGAAAUAAGAAGACAAAUGGAGGAUGAACGUAAACGAGAAGAAGAAAGAAUGAGAGAAGAGCAGCGUCGCCGAGAAGAAGAGCUUGCUCUCCAGAGAGAAGAGGAAGCCCUUAGGAAGCAGGAAGAAGAAAGGAAAAGAAUUAUAGAGGAAGAGAGGAGGCGACAGGAGGAGAUGCACAGACAACAGAUGGAGGAGGAACACAAGAAACAGGAGAUGUUGCGGCAGCAGGAGCUGCAGAGACAGCAAGAGGAGAUGCUGCAAGAGCAACAGCGGGAGGAGGAGAGGCAGAGGGAGAUACUCCGACAACAGGAGCUGCAGCGUCAGGAACAACAGAAACUUCAGCAAGAUGCACUAAGACGUCUACAGCAGCAACAACAAGAACAGUUGGCUCGAAUGCAGCUUCCUCCAACUGCACAAUGGGCGAGUCAACUGCAACAGCGGGAGACUAACGAGGGGAAAUCGCUGGCUGAGAUACAGCAGGAAGAGGAGAGGCAGAUGCAGGAGAGAGAACGCCAACUUGAGAUUCAGAGGCAGCAAAUGUUUGCAAUCCAACAACAACAGCAACAACAGCAGCAACAACAACAGAAGUCAUGGGGAGGACAAAUGACUGUAAACCAGGCUGCUACAAACACACUGAAGUCACUGCUGGACAUACAGGAGGAACAAAAAGCCAAACAGUUAGACCAAAACAAGAAGAAAGCCAAACAAGUUCAACCCACUCCGCCCAAGAAUACAGCUGCCACCAUGUCUACACCCAGCAUGUGGAGCAAUGUGGCCAGCAACGGUGCUCAGCCCUCAGGGUGGGGAGGAAACGCUGUGUGGAAGACAGACAAGUCGGGAGGGGGACUGGGGUUCUGGGAUGAAGCUGUGAUAUCUUCAGGAAGGCCUGCAACCAAAGAGAAAGAAAGCGGGGAGUUUCCUGCAUUGGGAGGCAAGAAACGAAACCAACAGAAUAAUAAUGCAACAACCAAUGCUUCUGCAGCAGCAGUUGCUGCUGCUGCUGCAAACCGCAACAGACAGACAAAACCAAAGAAAGAGGAGGAUACUGUACAAAAGUUGUUUCAGCAGCACGGGCCUGUUGACGAUUUCACUCAGUGGUGUGAGAAGGCACUAGCAGGACUUGCAUCUUCCGUGGAUGUUCCAACAUUCAUUGCCUUUCUUCAAGAAGUUGAUUCUCCAUAUGAGGUACAUGAUUAUGUGAGGUCCUACCUUGGGGAGUCUGGUGCUGCAAAGGAGUUUGGUCGGCAGUUCCUGGAGAAGCGGAGCCAGUAUAAGCAGAAAGCCAGACUUGAGAGACAGCAGGAGGAGGACAGUAUUUGGGGCCCAGCACCUGCAGUGAACCCAAAAGAAGCUCGGUCCAGCAACAACAAUGACGCCGAGUCUGCAGCCCGCAACAAGAACAAGAAGAAGAAGGGCAAGAUGCAGAAGAUUGACAAGAGCAUCCUCGGCUUCACGGUCCAUGCCGACCCCACACGAGUCAACGCUGGCGAGAUCGAGAACGUGGACUGAACAUUGGUGCUAUGAAAUGUGGUCUUUCCUUUACUUCUGUUGCCAAGAUUGUUGCAAUGUUGGACCUGCUGUUUGCAAAGCUGGACACAGCCCAGUCAAGACUGGAGAUCAUAUCCUCAUUGCUUGUUACUUGCAAAAUUGUCCUCCAGAUUUCAGUCUUGGCACAGAUAUUGAACGAGAAUGGUGACUAUCUGGUGUGCUAGUAUGUAGUAAAUUGAUUCAGAUUCGUACUCCAAUGCUGGUGCCUCAACAACUGAUUGGCUGAUGUGACUGUUCAGCAACAGACUUCUGUACCCAAUGAAAGGAAAUGAGGCGGACACCACUUACUAUCUGCCUGUUGGUGAUGGAAUAUGAUUGGUGAAUGAUGGACUCAGUCAGGUUUCCUCCAUCAGUGAUCGGGCCAUCCCAGCCAACACAUAGUCCAAACCUGAAGCUAAUAUCUGUGAUACUAGAUACUAUUUUCCAUCGUCAGAGGGUGCUGCACUACAGGGAAAGUAACAAGGAGGAAAGAAAUCUGAAGAAAGUUAAUACUUGAUAAUAUUAAAACCUCAUGCACCGCUUCAGUUGCUUGAUAAAAUACAACAUCAUGCAACGAUGCAGCUCGGGCCUCUUUGCCGUCAUGUCACAGAGCUGGUCGGUGUCCCAAGUCAAUACAUUCUUUCUUCAAUCUAUAUUGAGAAGGUGCAUGUGCCUUUGUUAUUUUAAUGCAUGUUGGUAUUCUUUAGUGAAAAUAUUGUUCCAGAGAAAACAAGUACUUAAACAGGGUGAAUUUUAAAUGAAUUUGCCAGAGAUCACAAUGUUAAGUCUCUAUGGAGCCCAGGAUAACCUGAAUAUUUUCUGUAUUUCUUACCAUACUUUUAUUGUUAUUGCAUAAUUAUCCAAAAUGGAUACUUGGCUUUUAUACACUCUCUCUGCUUCGGAUAAGUUGACCUAAGUGAGAUUUGUUGGUUUUUAAUUAUUAUAUAUAAUGUUACCAGUUAAACAAAAUUUAGGCUUUGCUAUUCAGUGAAGAAUUUGUUUCGUUCAAUCAAGCUGCUGUAAUAGCAAUAACCCGACUUAAUUCAAUCCCAAAUAUUGACUCACUUUAAUGAUCUAGAUAUUAAUGUAAGAAUGUUACACUCGGUCCUUGUUCAGGUGGACCUUUGUCUGCUGAAUGAAAUUUGGUGUUACAUGAAUGAAGUCCCACCAGUAGAAACUAAUCACCAAAAUGUGAACCUAUGAAUUCUGCUGCAUGUUCUUAUCCAUUGACUCGAGCAAAUUAUUGUUCAUAACGAAGUGGCUCUGAACGUGAUGUUUAGAUUUUAAAAUCAGUAUGAAAAGUUGCAAUUUUUGUGGAUGAUAAUGUUCAUGAAAGAUAAGUGAAAGCAAAGUCAAUAUGGAAUCUGUUUAAAUGAAUUCUUGCUCUUUGGGCUUAUAAUCCAUCUUGCGACCAUUCUUAGUUAAAUCAGUGUUCAACAGAUACAAUCGUCCACUUGCAUGUGACAGGUAACAUUGUUCAGCUCCAGUAAUACAAAAUACAAUCAUGGUUAUCUCCCAGGGCAGUGGGGAAUCGUAGUGCUGAAAGUGUUCGCUCAUCACGCGGAAGUCCUGGGUUCGAUUCCCCACAUAGGUACAAUGGUGUCCCUUGCUGUUAUUUUUCUGGGAUAUUGCUAAAAGCGGCUUAAAACUAAACUUGCUCAAUUAUACCUUGUUUGCCAUCUUCAAGGUGGAAUGCCAAACUUUACUGUCAACAAGCAUAACAGUGUUAAAAGCUUUAUCAAAUUAUUGCUCUAUUUGUAUUACUGUGGUUUAUCAGUGACACUAGACUACUCAACUUUUGGUAGGGAUUAUCAGGUGUGUCAGGUGUAUUUAUAUAUGUGACAUGCUAUGAGAAUUAUUUUUGUGUAUCAUAGAAAUAUGAAAAUAUUCCCAUCAAAAGUGUAAUGUCAUCAGUCUGAAUGCCACUCAACGAUCAAAACCCAGAUUAUCAGGGAAUUGAAAAAGCCAUGAAUUGUGAGCAGCUGUGGCAAUUGUUGAUAAAGGUUUUUCUCCAGUCAAUUUGAUUUUUCCAGUCAACUAAUUUUGUUGGCUGUUUGGGAAAAUGAAAUUUGUCGAGCUCUGAAACUGGUUUAGUGCACCUGCAGUAGCAAUACCAGGUAGUUGUUGAAAAUAAGCAGGAAAACCAAGGCAUAGGGAAGGAAAAGAUUUAGGGGUCCCUUGAUGUACAAGAGAAAAGUGCAAGGAUCCCAUAAUUUCUAAUACUGCUAAAUAUACGACUCUGUAUCACCUGAAAUAUUUAUUCACUUUGAGCUAAAAUUGACAUUUUCAAAACAUUUAUAUAGAAGACUUCAUAUCUUAAAUAUUAUCUUGUUGAUUAAUCCUAAAUCAUUUCAUUCUACAAGCUUGGAAGUAUUUGGAGCUAGUUCCUGUGCUGCCAAGUGUAUAAACAUGUACCAUGCAGAUUCCACCUCAUCCAUUAGCUAGAAGCAGAACCUCUGCUUUCACAACACUCCUAUCUCCAACAAGGACGUUUCCAAUUAAACUAUGCAUAAUGUUCAGCAUAUCUUGCCUGAAUUAUGUCAGGAUUGUAUUAUACUGGAGUUUAAUGAUAUACACAAUGUACAUAUGUCAUGUUAUGAACCAUUAAUAUUGCAAGGGUUAAAAAAUGUCUCUUAGUAAUUUCAUACAGGUUCUGUUAUACAGACAUGGUUGUUUCAUACACAGAUAGUACAAAAGCAGUUGAGGAACACCCUAUUUUUGUCAUUUGACGUGACUGAUUAACAAACUUUGUCAUUUCAAUAGAAAACUGUUUUAAUUAGUGAAGUUAGGGGUAACCUUUUUUAGAGGUGCGUGAAAUCAGUCCAGUGACUCAUCCAUUGUAGUCGGCCCCACUUCUGACCCAAUUUUUUUUUCCUCAGGGGCAUUCCCCCUAACCUUUGGACUUCAUGAUUUAUGUGCACACCCACUUCUCCAAAAUCCUGAAUCCGCCCCUGUGUUACAUUAAUACGAUUCAGAUGCUUUUGCUUUUGGUCUCAAUUAUAAUGCAUAAAACAGUUUAAACUUGGUGAACAAUUAAGAUCAGAAACUAUAUAUGAGCUUCAAACUUGAUGUGACUCAUGCUGGCUUAUCUGUGUUUGUUCUUGUGGGUCAAUAACUUGCAGAGCAUCAAAUAUUUUUUAAUCCUUGCUUUGUAAACAUGGUUAAUGCAUUGUCACACAUUGUGAUUUUAUUUGCUAAAAGCUGGGUCUGUUUCACUGAAGUCUUAAUUAAAUUGGUUUCAGCUGUACCUUAGAAGUGCAUAAUAUGUGUAAGAUCACAGGUUUGGGCUAUGCUAAAUCAGCCCUAAUGAAUGUAUCGACAUCCUUUGUAUGAGUAAUGUCGGUAAUGCUUUUUGCAUAUUUAGAGUCAUGUUUUCACAGUAGAGUUGAAAUACAGAUGAAAGCAAGCUUUAAACAAUAAGACAUACAUGCACUUUAACCUUCAUAGGUAUCGUCACCGAGUCUGGGGAACCCUCCAGCUUGAUGUAUACAGCAACUUGUAUGGGUAUUCGGUGGUCACAGUGUCAGUAUGGCAUUAUGUAGAAUCAUAAUUAGUGGUUUGUCACAUGAGAUUCUGCUGUAAUACAGCUGUCAUUUUGCUGGUGUGGCCUAAAUCCACAUUCAUUGCUCUAUAGCAGAAAUGCCAAUUGCAUUUACCAGACAUCAGCACGUUUCGGUUCACCAGUAACAUGUCAAGUGUAAAUGUCAGAUUAAAUAACUGUGAACAUGUUGAUUCUUAUUUAAGGUGUAAUGCUCCAAGCUGUUAAUCUACAUUCUUCUUCAUUAUUUUAUGAGUUGAUUGAUUUCUUUCUAUUUCAAAAUAGCUAAGUAUCCUUUUUCUGUCCAUUUAUAUCUAUGUCUGAAGAUGAUGUUGCUCAUAUUAUGUAACCUUUGAAAGGCCUGCUGUAAUCUUGAAUUACAAAUUUAAUAGCUUUAGUUUAGUUCUUUAAAAGCCAGGUAACUUUUGUUAUCUGUGUGAAAAAGGUUUCAUUGCCCUAAACGAACAAUCCAACAUUAGUUGUGGCACUAUGCCAAAUAAUCGGCACCAGUUACUUCCCCUGUUUUGCUAGUUGUCUCCCUUGCUCCAUGCUGAGCUUUGUAUGUUUCAAUCAGUCACACAUCAUUUUCACUUGUCAUAGACAGAGAUUAUGGGUUGUCUCAUAUUUGAUGUUUGUGUUGAAACAGUGUUUCUUAUGGAGUACCAAUGCCUUGGAUUACAGAAUUCUUCCUGAUCAUCAUUUAAAGUAUCGAGUUGGUAAAUGUUAUCAUGGUUAUAAAUUGCUACAUUUGAACAUUAGAAUGGGUUGGGGUAUUUUUAGGGGAAGGGGUGUUUAAGGUCAUCAGAUUCAUAUUCUGUUAGUUGCUUGAAUAUUUAACAUCUUAAAACAUUACUUGGAUGAUAAUAUUGUGUUGCAGAAAAGUGGUACAAGUCUUUGACCUGCAUUGCUUUCAGCUGACAUUCAGUUGACAAGUGAGCUACCACUAUGAACAACAUAACAUCAAACUUUCUCAAUUCCAAUGAAGGAUUUUGCUAAGGAAGAGCUUCAAGGUGUUGGUACUUCCAGGAAUGUAUUGAGAAAGUGUGACAAACAGAUGAAAGUUACGUUAACUAACUACAGCAAGUACUUUGACUCAACCCAGAGAUCAGAUGUGGUUUGGUCAGCCAUGCCUGUGUUUGACAAUGUUAUAAAACUGACCACAAUUCUAUAUUUGUAUGGAUGUCAUCUAUUUUAGAUUAUUUUGUCCGAAUGUGACAGAGUUUGCAGUUUGCUGUUGAUAUUCUGAACUUUGCAUGUGUGCCUGUGUGUGAGUUAGUGAGGAUGCUGAAGAAAGAGAGGCUUAUGGAUGCAUGUUAUUAGAGAGGAUGGUGUAUUGUCAGAAUUAUUGAAUGUGUUGCCAUGAUGAUUGAGCAAUAAAGUGCCAAUUUUUCAAAUUA
Molecule: messenger RNA, 8965 nt
Organism: Haliotis rubra (blacklip abalone)
Lineage: Eukaryota; Metazoa; Mollusca; Gastropoda; Lepetellida; Haliotidae
Product: GRB10-interacting GYF protein 2-like
Molecular function (GO): protein binding
Source: RefSeq, a predicted model, not a curated record